UUUAUACAGUGUAUGAGCCGGCGUUGCUAAUUAACUACAACUCCCAUAAUGCACUCGGCAGUUAACACCCCGAGGAAGUUGAAAAAAAUCUCCAAACUUUCCCCAAAAAACAUCGUGGGCAGCAGAAAAAGUUUGCAUCCACGGUCAGUCCGCAGGCUGAGAGCAGAGGAGACUGUGGUCCUGAACUGGGCUCCGGCUAUUUCCUGCGUCCCACAGACACUGAACACACACACACAGGUACGAUGGCAGAGAGGGUGCUGGUGGUUGGGAGCGGAGGACGGGAGCACGUGCUGGCCUGGAAGCUGGCCCAGUCGCCACAGAUUCAGCAAGUCCUGGUGGCCCCGGGUAACGCAGGCACGGCCAACUGUGGGAAGAUCAGCAACUCUGAGGUAUCGGUGAGUAACCACGCCAUCCUGGCUCAGUUCUGUAAGGACCAUCAUGUGGGGCUGGUUGUGGUGGGUCCUGAGGUGCCACUGGCAGCAGGCAUUGUAGACGACCUGACGGCCGCCGGAGUGCCCUGCUUCGGUCCGUCUGCCAAAGCAGCUCAGUUGGAGGCCAGCAAAAGCUUCUCCAAGGCCUUCAUGGAGCGUCACGGCAUCCCCACAGCCCGCUACGGCUCCUUCACCGACCCCCAGGAAGCCUGCAGCUACAUCCGCACGGCCGACUUCCCGGCGCUGGUAGUGAAGGCCAGCGGACUGGCAGCGGGGAAGGGAGUGAUUGUGGCAAAAGACGCGGACGAGGCCUGUCAGGCUGUGAUGGACAUCAUGAAGGACAGAGCCUUUGGAUCUGCGGGCGAGACUGUGGUGGUUGAAGAGCUCCUCGAGGGAGAGGAAGUGUCUUGUCUGUGUUUCAGCGACGGCUCCUCGGUGUCUCCGAUGCCUCCGGCGCAGGAUCACAAGCGGCUGCAGGACGGCGACCUAGGGCCAAACACCGGCGGCAUGGGGGCCUACUGCCCCACCCCUCAGGUGAGCCAGGAGCUGCUGCAGCAGAUCAGAGAGUCGGUCCUUCAGAAGACUGUGGACGGGAUGAAGGAGGAGGGAACUCCUUAUGUGGGUGUGCUGUAUGCAGGGCUGAUGUUGACCAAGCAGGGGCCAAAGGUCCUCGAGUUCAACUGUCGGUUUGGAGACCCCGAGUGUCAGGUGCUGCUGCCGCUGCUGAAGAGCGACUUGUAUGAAGUUAUCUUGAACACCAUGAAUAGCAAACUGGCCUCCAGCGCCCCCGUGUGGCACCAGGACAGCUCUGCAGUCACCGUGGUUAUGGCGAGCGCUGGUUACCCCGGCUCCUAUAAGAAGGGAGUGGAGAUCACAGGUUUGUCUCAGGUUCAGGAGAUGGGGUCGCAGGUUUUUCACGCUGGCACCGCCCUGAAGGACGGAGCCGUUGUCUCCAGCGGUGGGCGGGUCCUGACAGUCACCGCAGUCAGGCCGUCCCUGGAGGCGGCUCUGCAGGCGGCCAAUCAGGGCGUGGCUGCUGUCGGCUUUCCGGGCGCCGUGUACCGCCGCGACAUCGGCCACCACGCCAUCGCCCACCUGAACCAACACAGAGGUCUGACCUAUAAGGACAGCGGAGUGGACAUCGCUGCCGGGAACAAGCUGGUGGACAUGAUCAAGCCUCUGGCCAAGGCAACGUCCCGCGCUGGGUGCAAUGCAGAACUGGGAGGCUUCGCUGGGCUGUUUGACUUGAAGGCAGCAGGUUUUGUGGACCCGAUCCUGGUUUCUGGGACAGACGGAGUAGGGACCAAACUCAAGAUUGCUCAGGCGUGUGGCCAGCACGGCGACCUGGGUCAGGACCUGGUGGCCAUGUGUGUGAACGAUGUGCUGGCUCAGGGGGCCGAGCCACUCUUCUUCCUUGACUACUUCUCCUGCGGCACCCUGGACGUGGAAGUGGCCGCCUCGGUGGUUGGCGGCAUUGCGAAGGCCUGCGAGAUGGCCGGCUGCGCUCUGCUGGGUGGUGAGACAGCAGAAAUGCCGGGCGUCUACGCUCCAGGAGAGUACGACCUGGCCGGGUUCUGCGUUGGAGCAGUGGAGCGCGGAGCCCUGCUGCCCAGGCUGGGGGACAUCGCCGAGGGGGACCUGCUGAUUGGAGUGGCCUCCUCGGGCAUCCACAGCAACGGCUUCAGCCUGGUCCGCAAAGUCCUGGAGAGGGCCAACCUGAGCUACAGCUCCCCGGCUCCUUUUGGAAGGUCGGGACAGACUGUCGGAGAAGUUUUGCUGACACCAACAAAGAUCUACAGUCGUCUGCUGCUGCCAAUCCUUCGCAGCGGGGCUGUCAAAGCCUACGCUCACAUCACAGGUGGUGGGCUCCUGGAGAACAUCCCUCGGGUGCUGCCCCAGGAGCUGGCAGUCGAUUUAGAUGCCUCUCGGUGGAGCAUCCCCCCCGUGUUUUCCUGGCUGCACAAGGAGGGGGGUCUGAGCGAGGAGGAGAUGACCCGCACCUUCAACUGCGGCCUGGGGGCAGUGCUGGUGGUUUCCCCUCUGGAUGCUCAGAGGGUCCUACGCCAGCUUCAGGCACAUGAAGAGGCCUGGAUCGUGGGUUCACUGGCCCACAAGCAAACAGGGGCAGAACCUGUGGUGGUCCGCAACCUCAAACACAGCCUGCUGAAUGCAGGACCCGCCCCCAGUGGAGAGUUUGUCGAGCAGAAUGGAGGUUGCCAUGGUGACCGCAGCACGCCACAGAAGAGGACCAGAGUAGCUGUUCUCAUCUCUGGCUCAGGCACCAACCUGCAGGCACUGAUAGAGCAGGCCAAGCGCCCAUCCAGCUGUGCAGAGAUUGUGGUGGUGAUCUCCAACAGACCUGGAGUUCAGGGCCUGAAGAGAGCGUCACUAGCCGGCAUCCAGACACGGGUGGUGGACCACAAGCUGUAUGGGAGCCGGGCCGAGUUUGAUGGCACCAUCGAUCGCGUGCUGGAAGAAUUCGGGGUGGAGCUGGUGUGUCUGGCCGGGUUCAUGAGGAUCCUCACGGGGACGCUUGUCAAGAAAUGGAAUGGAAAGCUUCUGAACAUCCAUCCCUCCCUGCUGCCGUCGUUCAAGGGUGUGAAUGCCCAGAAGCAGGCUCUACAGGCCGGGGUGCGGGUCGCUGGCUGCACGGUCCACUUCGUAGCAGUAAGUAAGGAAAUGACAGAUGUUGAAACCUGGAGCCCAACUGCACGAGUCACACAUUGUUUCCUCCCUGUGUGUUCAGGAGGAGGUGGACGCAGGAGCCAUCAUCGCGCAGGAGGCGGUGCCCGUGCUGGGCGGCGACACGGAGGAGAGCCUGGCCGACAGAAUCCGAGAGGCCGAGCACCGAGCCUUCCCCGCCGCUCUGGAGCUGGUGGCCAGCGGCGCCGUCAGGCUUGGAGAGGACGGACACAUCACCUGGAAGUCAAAUUCACAGGGUUAAAGGACACAGCAUUAAAGGUUUACUCAAUCCUGAAACGAAAACACUAACAAGGUCAAGAUGUUAACGUUCACUGGUCCACCACCUCCAACUGUCAUACUGAUGUCGGUUUAGAUUAAAUGGUAGCAUUUCAACUUCCUGAGUAAACAAGUAUUAUACUUGAAACAUUCCAAUUGUACCUUUUUAGAAAUGUGAGCUGCACUGGAAUUAACUUCUAAACUGGAAUAGAAUAGUCAGUGGUCUUUGUAAUGCUGUUCAGAUAGAGGAUGUUAGUAUAAUUAUGAAUUUGUGAACGUCUGUAUAUCAGUUAUUUCUUUAUUAAACCUGCCUGUGGGAAUGCAA
Messenger RNA from Dicentrarchus labrax (European seabass), 3714 nucleotides. It is a transcript of the gene gart, whose product is annotated as phosphoribosylglycinamide formyltransferase. The record is from RefSeq and is a predicted model, not a curated record. Gene Ontology annotation, cellular component: cytosol. The transcript has 22 exons. Lineage: Eukaryota; Metazoa; Chordata; Actinopteri; Moronidae. Gene Ontology annotation, biological process: adenine biosynthetic process; 'de novo' IMP biosynthetic process. Gene Ontology annotation, molecular function: phosphoribosylglycinamide formyltransferase activity; ATP binding; phosphoribosylamine-glycine ligase activity. The coding region runs from base 243 to 3422 and encodes 1059 amino acids.